CUCUCGCUCUCUUCGCCCGGCUCAGCGUGGAGCCGAGAUGUCGGCCGUGAGCAGGGCCUUGACUCCGCCCAGUCUAUCCCGCUUCUGUGGCGCGAUGACCGGGGCGUUGCUGGGGGACUGUAUCGGUGGGGAGUUCGAGGGGAAGGAACGGGUCAGAAUGCAGGAUGUGAUCGAAAUCGUUCAAGCCUUAGAAAGGCAGGAAGAAGGUACAUUAACAUAUUCAGAUGAUACGGCAAUGACCAGGUGUGUGGCACAAUCACUGAUCAGUAAACAAGAUUUUGAUGAAGUGGAUAUGGCUAAAAGGUUUGCUGAAGAAUAUAAAAUACAUCCGCACCGUGGGUAUGGAAGUGGUGUCGUUCGUGUAUUUAAGAAACUUCUUGGCUCAAACUGUAAUGAUGUUUUUAAACCAGCAAGGGAACAGUUCAAGGGAAAGGGCUCCUAUGGAAAUGGAGGUGCCAUGAGGAUUGCUCCUAUUGCACUGGCAUAUCCUGAUAUUCACGAUGUUAUAAAGUUUGCAAAGAAAAAUGCAGAAGUUACACAUGCAUCCUCACUGGGCUACAAUGGAGCUAUUCUGCAGGCCCUUGCUGUCCAUCACGCCUUGCAGGGGGAGUUGAAGGAGGACAAGUACUUAGAUCAUCUCAUUGGGGAAAUGCAGUUGAUCGAGAAUGAUGAGAAAUCUCUUUCAGAUGCAAAAGAUUUUCAAGAGCUUCCCUUUUGCAAUAGACUGAGGAAAAUGAAAGAUUUUUUGUCACGAACAGAUGUUUCAAAGGAAGAGGUCAUUAAUGAAUUGGGAAAUGGAAUUGCAGCUUUUGAAUCAGUGCCAACGGCAAUUUAUUCCUUCCUGAGGUGCAUCAAUCCUGAUCCAGAAAUUCCAGAAAAGUACAACGGGCUUGAAAGGACAAUAAUCUACAGCAUUUCACUGGGCGGUGACACUGAUACGAUUGCCACAAUGGCAGGUGCAAUUGCCGGGGCUUAUUAUGGCAAAGAUCACAUUCGACAGUCUUGGCAGAGAAGCUGUGAAGCGUAUAAAGAUGCGGAUUAUUUUGGGGAAAAACUGUGUGAGAUUUAUUGCAGUCGCUUAGCCUCCUCCUUAAAGACAAAUGGAUAAAAUUAAUUUUAAGAUGUGUUGUCAGCAAAAACAAAAAUACAAAAUCUCAGAUGAAAAAUGUAGGUUUGAGAAGAUAAGUCAUUUCUGAAUCCCGCUGAUUAUUUUCUCAUUUGAGCAAUCAAAGUUGUUUAGGUAACAUUUCAGUAGUUAAUUUGACUUUAACAUUUGAGGUUUUCAAAGAUGCUUCAAUUGUAAUUACUGCUUUCUAUACCGACCCAAGCCUGAGAUUAGGAGUUAUGAAUUGUAGAUUUAGUUUUAUCUAAAUUAAUUAGUUUAUUGCUUUAAUAAAUAAGGGAUGUAUUGCACUGUUUGGUGCCUCAAUCAUAGAGAAUAUUGCUGCUUCUUCCGGGACAGUAGUUUUGCGAAUCCUUCACUGCUUAAGUGUUCUCUUUAAAUUUUCAGUCGUGUGUUUGCUCCCUAAACACAACAGAAUGCCUCACUGUUGACAUUAACUACUGUGCUACCAAAUUUACAUAUUGGACUUUUCUAAUUAAUGUUAAUUUGGGAUUCAGAGAUUGCCUGCCCUCUGUGUUGGAAGGGUACAAGGCUGCAUGUACUCAGUAGCUAAAACCAGCACAGUUUUGCAUUAGCCAAGCCACAUGAAUGACAACCAGACAUAGGCUGCUUUUCCUUUCAGCUAUCUUGAUGUUUGGACCAUGCAUCCACUGUUGUUUCUGGUAGGGCAUCCCAUGUCCUAAACAACCAGUAAUUUUAAUAAUCUGAACUAGUGUAAGCAUCCUUAUGCUUUAUGAAAUUAACUCACUGUUGGGAACACACUUGGUGUAUGAUGUCCUGUCUCUCCACCCAAACUGAAAAAUCAGUUUCCCUUGCCUUUUUUUUUUGUCAAAGCAUCUCCUCCCAUUGAUAUUAAUGCCCAAAUCUAAAUGCUGUGUUUAACGGCAACCUAAACAAGGUGCAUUUAAAUAUGAUACCUGUUUAGAUUUUAUUUGGAAGGCUUUUAGUAAUUUUUAGGCUCUUGUCUGAUUAACUUUAUUGACUGACUCUGUACGUUGAAAGAUUUAGCUGUUUAUUAAUUUGGUGAAUAAACGUGUAUAGCCUAGUUCAUCAUAUAUUUGUCAGUAUUUCAGUAAACUCUAAUAAUCCACUGUCUGACCAAUCAGUAAUCUUGAUGGUUUGGGUAUCUGGUUCAUCCUAGGUAAUGCUUGCACUUUCUGCUAGACAGAGUCCCGAUCCCCCUGCCCCUGAUAGCAACACAUCAGUGAACUAUUUUAUAAAAAAGAAAAGUAUAUUGGAAGUUAUUGAGGGAUUAAUAAAAAAAAAUAGAUUGUAAAAGUCCAGAAAAUCUGGUCUCACACUACAAGACCUGAACAUAUCAGAUUUAUGAAGUUUUAUUGCAUUGAAGUAAAAUUAUUUAUGCAAAUAGAAAGUAGCUUAUUGAAAGAUUGGAAGUAUGCUUGCCCAGUAUUCACCAGGUAAAAGGAUUCGCUUUUACCUACAUUUGUACUUAAAUAAGAAAUCAAAGUUGAUAUUCCAGAAAAGAGAGAAUUUAUUCCACUGUUGAGGCCACAUGAGGUGAGAAGGAAGGGGCUCAUGGUUGCGUCAGGAGACAAAAAGUUCUCAUUUUUCCCCUGCAGCACUAUUAAAACAGAUUACAUUGACAUUAUCUUGUAGCAGUUUCUGGGAGCUUGCUCUGUACAAAUGAUAGUAAAUAUGCUCCAAAAGUACUUCACUUGACUGUAAGCACUGCAGCAUGUCCUGAGGUCAAGAGAAUGGACAAACUUGUUUUCUUUAUUUGUAAAUACUUUAAAAGUUUAAUGCUUUCCCAAAGCAUGAUUGAUGGAAUUAAAUAUUUGUAAAGUUUAAAAGUAAUAGGAAGAAGGGAAUGCAUGUCAUUCAUGAUUGAUUUUGUGUUAAAUUCUAGAGAAAUAGAAAUGUGUGCAAUUCUAUUUGCUGUCAACAACUGUAUUAAGAAUGCAUAAAUGUAGAUAUUUGUUUUGUUUAAAAUACACUAAAUUUAUAUAUAUUCUAUAUAUUAGCCCCCCAUUCUAUGACACUAACUUUGAAAUGUU
Mobula hypostoma (lesser devil ray) is the source of this 3138-nucleotide messenger RNA. RefSeq names its product ADP-ribosylserine hydrolase (gene adprs). The transcript has 6 exons. NCBI's taxonomy places the organism in Eukaryota, Metazoa, Chordata, Chondrichthyes, Myliobatiformes, Myliobatidae. Gene Ontology annotation, cellular component: mitochondrion; nucleus. Bases 38 to 1108 code for a protein of 356 amino acids. The record is from RefSeq and is a predicted model, not a curated record.